AUGAUGCAAGCCAAGAAGAUUAAGUACGACGUCAUCGGACUGACCGAGACGAGACGACGUCACCCUCUCAACGCCGUAUAUGAAACUGGAGAAGAACUGUUCUUAGGAACAUGCGACAGUAGAGGUGUAUGUGGAGUUGGCGUCCUCGUCAAGACGAGUAUGGCGAAGAACAUCGACUCUUUCGAACAAUUUACGACCCGAAUCGGACGUCUGCGGAUGAGAAGAUGUGAUCCAACACCAGCUUUGACUAUCUUCGUCGCUUACGCUCCAACAUCAAGCAACGAAGAAGAAGUCGAAGCCUUCUAUAUGGUCCUGUAG
This is a messenger RNA of Necator americanus (New World hookworm), 318 nucleotides long. RefSeq lists its product as uncharacterized. The coding region runs from base 1 to 318 and encodes 105 amino acids. The record is from RefSeq and is a predicted model, not a curated record. NCBI's taxonomy places the organism in Eukaryota, Metazoa, Nematoda, Chromadorea, Rhabditida, Ancylostomatidae. The transcript has a single exon.